Molecule: messenger RNA, 1005 nt
Organism: Synchiropus splendidus (mandarinfish)
Lineage: Eukaryota; Metazoa; Chordata; Actinopteri; Syngnathiformes; Callionymidae
Exons: 4
Coding region: 254-742 (162 amino acids)
Source: RefSeq, a predicted model, not a curated record
CAUCUCAGGUCAACAUUUCACCUGCGCGACACGGUGUUUGGCAACGCGAAACUACAACACAGAAACCAGGGAGCGGUUCCGAAGAACAACAAUGGCGCGUAAUUACGCACGUAACUGAAGGAAUCUAUCAACGUGUGGUCUCUGUCUCCAGGGGAGCUUUUGACAUCUAUGCCCGUCAACUACUCCGGGCUCUGGCGCUCCAAAGUUUCACCUUCCACCUGUAAAAGCCGGUCUGCUGUUGGCCCCGGACAGAAUGGGCUGCUCCACUAGCUCCCAAACCUCAGCUGUGGAUACAACCAGACCCAGAACCAAACCAGAGGAGAGCAACGGAGCCAGUACCACAGGUGCUGCCAGCGAGAAUGGUAAAGUAGCGGAGGACAGUGAAACACUUCCAGAUCAGACCCCAGCUGAGGGUGAUGGUGCAAAACCAGCAGAUGGCGAAGCCCCAGCAGCUCCUCAAGCAAGUGAUGAGGCUGCAGCCGUUCCUCCAACAGAGGCUGCGCCACCUGCAGAAGCAACACCAGAUCCAGCGCCACCUGCAGAAGCAACACCAGAUCUAGCGCCACCUGCAGAAGCAACACCAGAUCUAGCGCCAUCUACGGGCACAACACCACCUGCAGAAACACCUACUGAAGCUCCAGCAGCAGGUUCCUCAGAGAGCCCUGCUCCACAAGCAGAAGGUUCCGGAGCCCCGGCAGCAACUGAACCCUCCUCACAGGAAGCACCAGCCACAAAUGAAUGAUCACAGGCCGGACAUUCGGAAUCAUCACCUUGUUGUUGCCAAGAUGCAGAACCCAAAACCUGGAAUGCUUCCUGUCCUGGUUCUUCAGUCACCACUGUGCCCAUCCUCUACUGCAGUGGCUGUGAUUUGGUUUCCUUUUGAGUCCCGCUGCUGACCAAUGCAUUAUGAAGCGAAAGACGCUAAUCGAACAUUCAACAAUGUUGCUGGCACAAGUCGUCGUCCCUUUUUAACAAAGCCAAUAUUUGUAAAUCCUGUAAUGUGUA